Molecule: messenger RNA, 327 nt
Organism: Vigna unguiculata (cowpea)
Lineage: Eukaryota; Viridiplantae; Streptophyta; Magnoliopsida; Fabales; Fabaceae
Source: RefSeq, a predicted model, not a curated record
AUGAAGAAGGUGAAACUACAAUCCUUGAGAAGGCAAUAUGAACUUCUCUCUAUGACAGAAAAGGAGAUUGUGGCAGAGUAUUUUUGCAGAUUGCAAGUGAUCACCAAUGCCAUGAGAGUGUGUGAUGAGAACAUAGAAGACAACAGAAUUGUAGAGAAAGUUUUGAGGACUUUAACUCCACGGUUUGACCACGUUGUGGUGGCAAUAGAAGAGUCAAGGGAUCUUGAUGUUAUGACAAUAGAAGAACUGCAGAACUCUUUUGAAGCACAUGAACAGAGAGUGAAUGAAAGGAAGAAUGGUGAGAAGGUGACUGAACAGGCUCUAUAG